Molecule: messenger RNA, 1035 nt
Organism: Colletotrichum navitas
Lineage: Eukaryota; Fungi; Ascomycota; Sordariomycetes; Glomerellales; Glomerellaceae
Product: 30S ribosomal protein S7
Exons: 3
Coding region: 1-1035 (344 amino acids)
Biological process (GO): ribosomal small subunit assembly; translation
Cellular component (GO): ribosome; mitochondrial small ribosomal subunit
Molecular function (GO): mRNA binding; structural constituent of ribosome; rRNA binding
Source: RefSeq, a predicted model, not a curated record
AUGUCUCUGCGGCCGAGCUUGCGAACAGCCGGUCGGGCGCUCGCCCUGCGCUCCCGACCCCUGGCCACCAUACGGGAGCCUCUCGCCUGGGCCGCGACGAGGAGAGGAUAUGCCGAUGAACCCAGGGGCGAACGGAGCCAGCCUGCGAUUCUGAAGCCAUCCGAGAAUGCUGCUUUCCCUCAGAGUCAAACUGCCCCCGAGUCUGCACGAGGACAACAGUCAACAGCAGAAGAGGCCGCCGCAGCAUUGGAGGAACUCGCCACCGCCGCAAAGAACCAGAGCGUCGGACUCGAGGGUGGCCUGACGGAGGCCCAGGAGCAGGCGCUCUACAAUGAAGGCGCCAUCCCCCCUACGCAGUCAAACGGUAACCCCCUACGCGACCUUGAAAUCCUGGCCUCCGGCGGACUGCUCGCAAAAGACCAGGAGGUGGAGGUUACGACACCGCAGCGCCUGGGUCACAAGUUCCCCCUGCCAAAGCUCCCUCUGCCGCCACACAGCCACCUGAAGUCUCGGUACCAUCCCGUGCUCGACCAGUUGACGAACUUGAUGAUGCGGGAUGGCAAGAAGGCCCAGGCGCAAAGAAAUAUGACCAUGGUCCUCAACUUCCUCCGAACUUCACCUCCUCCGAUCAUCAACCCGCGAUACCCGCUUCUCCCUGGUGCCCCGCCGCCGGCGCACCUGCCGUUGAACCCCGUGCUAUACCUCACUCUGGCCGUCGACUCGGUGGCGCCGCUGGUCAAGAUCCGCCGCAUCCCAGGCGGAGCCGGUGGUGGUCGCGCGCUGGAGCUGCCGGCGCCGCUGGCCGUGCGCCAGAGGCGGCGGACGGCAUUUCAGUGGAUCAUGGACGUGGUCAACAAGAAGCCUUCCAAGGGCAGUGGCCGGACGCAGUUCGCUCACCGGAUGGCCGAGGAGAUCAUCGCCGUUGUUGAGGGCCGGUCAGGCGUCUGGGACAGGAGGCUGGCGCUGCACAAGCUCGGCACGGCGACGCGUGCCAACUUGAGCGUCAAGCCAGUCAGGGCGAACGGCAGGAAGUAG